This is a messenger RNA of Oryza brachyantha (malo sina), 1930 nucleotides long. Its product is annotated as general transcription factor IIE subunit 1. The record is from RefSeq and is a predicted model, not a curated record. The coding region runs from base 142 to 1533 and encodes 463 amino acids. Lineage: Eukaryota; Viridiplantae; Streptophyta; Magnoliopsida; Poales; Poaceae. Gene Ontology annotation, cellular component: transcription factor TFIIE complex. The transcript is spliced from 10 exons. Gene Ontology annotation, biological process: transcription open complex formation at RNA polymerase II promoter; transcription initiation at RNA polymerase II promoter.
UUCCUCUACGAUCCAACCCACGGCGGCGUUGGCGGCGGCCGGCGGCCAGGGCGUGCGGAAAGAUCCGGCGGGGGCCUGCCCGCUACUUGCGCUGACCACCCCGCGCCCGCCACCGCCUCCGCCUCCGCCUCCUCCGCAGCGAUGGGCUCCAUCGAGCCGUUCAACCGGCUGGUGAGGCUGGCGGCGCGCGCCUUCUACGACGACAUCUCGAUGAAGGGCGACAACCAGCCCAAGACCUCCCGCGGGGACAACCGGGGCAUGGCCGUCGUCGUCCUCGACGCGCUCACCAGACGUCAAUGGGUUCGAGAGGAAGAUCUGGCUAAAGCAUUGAAACUCCACUCAAAGCAAUUGCGCCGUAUCCUUCGUUUCUUUGAAGAAGAAAAACUAGUGACACGAGAUCACCGGAAGGAGUCAGCAAAAGGAGCAAAAAUAUACAGUGCUGCAGCUGCAGCUGCUGGUGAUGGUCCACCAGUUACCAAGGAGGGAGAAGAGAAAGUAAAGAUGCAUACCCACUCAUACUGUUGCUUGGACUAUGCACAGAUUUGUGAUGUUGUAAGGUACCGGAUACACCGGAUGAAGAAAAAGUUGAAAGAUGAACUGGACAGUAGAAAUACAAUCCAGCACUAUAUCUGUCCUAAUUGUAAGAAAAGGUAUUCAGCAUUUGAUGCAUUGCAGCUUGUAAGCUACACUGAUGAGUACUUCCAUUGUGAAAACUGCAAUGGUGAGCUAGUUGCAGAGAGUGAUAAGCUAGCUUCUGAGGAAAUGGGAGAUGGUGAUGAUAAUGCAAGAAAACGCCGGCGCGAGAAAUUGCACGAUAUGCAGCAAAGGAUCGAUGAACAAUUGAAGCCAUUGCAAGCACAACUUAACAGGGUGAAGGAUCUGCCUGCUCCUGAGUUUGGGAGUUUACAAUCAUGGGAAAGAGCAAACAUUGGUGCUUUUGGAAGUGCUGACCCUAAUGCAGCUGACUCAUCUAAGAACUCACAAUCGCAGUAUAAUGGUACACCUAUGCCAUACCUUGGAGAAACAAAGGUUGAAGUUGCAUUGUCAGGCACCGGUGUAAAAGAUGGAAGUGCUGAAUCAGGUACCAAUGGUAAUGCGCUUAAAGUCUUGCCCCCAUGGAUGAUCAGACAAGGCAUGACUCUUACAAAAGAACAAAGAGGCGAGACCAGCAACUCAUCAAAUCUGGAUGAAAAAUCAGAAGUGAAGGAUGAGAAAAAACAGGACUCAAAAGAAGAUGAAAAGAGUAUACAGGAUGAAUAUAUAAAGGCUUAUUAUGAGGCCUUCAGGAAAAAACAAGAAGAAGAAGAUGCAAAAAGGAGAGUAAAGCAGGAAGGAGAGACACUUGCAUCUGUAUCUCAUUCUGAACGGCAGGUGGGCAUGAAAUCCAAACGAGAGGAUGAUGAUGAGGGUGUUGAAUGGGAAGAGGAGCAACCUACAGGGAAUACAGCUGAGACAUAUAAACUGGCAGAUUUGAAUGUUGAAGCCCAAGAAUCUGGUGACGAAGAAGAUAAUAUUGUCUGGCAAGAUGGUUAAAAGGCAGUCACAAAUUUGGUACGGUAAUUCAAGCUUCAGGUACAUUUCAGGAAUCGGAUGAUAGGCAAUAUCAGCAACUAGACAAACAAGACAUCAAGAAAAGAAAAAAACACGAACAGCAUUUCCACCACCGAAUUUGUUUGUAUGGUUUGUUUGACCAAGGGAAUUUACUUCGAAAUGAAGCGUUUCCUUUCAACAGCAAAAACAUUUCCAGACUUGAGACGGCCAACGGACAUCUCCUGAAAAUCGUUAUAAGCUACUAUACUGUACUGAAAACUAUUAUGCUAUUGACAUCUACAAGUCCCAUGUGGAAGGAAUGAAUUGUUGCAAAACUAGUUAACUUUGUUGAUCAGGGAAUGAUCGGUUUUUAUGUCGUGAAAAUGCAUGUUAACGAUAA